AUGGUCAAAAUCGCUCUACUCGGUGCCGCUGGUCAGAUAGGCACCCCACUCAGUCUCCUGUGCAAAGCAAGUGAUCUAUUUGACGAAAUCUCACUCUAUGAUAUUAUUCAUGUACCCGGCAUUGCCACCGAUUUGAACCAUAUCGACACCAGGGCCAGGGUCAGUGGCCACCUUCCCGAGGACUCCGGUCUUGAGAAGGCCCUCAAUGGCGCAGAUGUUGUCGUAGUAACCGCCGGUAUCGCUCGCAAGCCUGGUAUGACCAGGGAUGAUUUGUUCAGAACCAACGCCAGCAUCAUUCAAGACAUCUUCACUGAGAUCGCGGCCACAUGCCCACAAGCGAUGUGUUGUGUUGUUACGAAUCCGGUCAACUCGACUUUGCCAGUGGCCACUGAGGUACUGAAGAAAGCCGGUGUUUUUAAUCCCACCCAUAUCUUCGGUGUGACAACCUUGGAUGUUGUUCGUGCCUCUACAUUUGCUGCCCACGCCUUGGGCGACAAUGUUGAUCCCAAGGACUUCAAGGUCCCGGUCAUUGGUGGUCACAGCGGUGCUACCAUUCUUCCCCUGUACAGUCAGGCUCAGCCUCCAGUCAACUUGGAUGAUGAAACUCUGGCAAAUGUGAUUAAUCGUGUUCAAUUUGGUGGCGACGAAAUUGUCAAGAGCAAGCAGGGGGCUGGAAGCGCCACGACGUGCAUGGCCUACGCUGGUUUCCGCUUCGUCAAGGCUCUUCUUGCAGGUAAAAGGGGAGAGUCUAUUACCGAGGAAGCCUUUGUCUACCUGCCGGGGAUUCCUGGAGGCAAGGAGAUUUCCGCUGAUCUUGGAGUUGACUACUUCGCUGUCAAGAUCCAGCUUGGAAAGGCGGGUGCUAUGAAGGCCUUACCUAUUGGCAAAAUAUCUGAACAUGAGACUAAAUUGCUCGAGGUGGCUCUCAGGGACCUCAAGGCAAAUAUCGCUACGAGCCUGUCUUUCAUGGUAUAG
Messenger RNA from Penicillium verrucosum, 975 nucleotides. Its product is annotated as malate dehydrogenase. The transcript has 5 exons. Gene Ontology annotation, biological process: tricarboxylic acid cycle; carboxylic acid metabolic process. The record is from RefSeq and is a predicted model, not a curated record. Gene Ontology annotation, molecular function: L-malate dehydrogenase (NAD+) activity. Lineage: Eukaryota; Fungi; Ascomycota; Eurotiomycetes; Eurotiales; Aspergillaceae. The coding region runs from base 1 to 975 and encodes 324 amino acids. Gene Ontology annotation, cellular component: cytoplasm.